Molecule: messenger RNA, 1714 nt
Organism: Amphimedon queenslandica
Lineage: Eukaryota; Metazoa; Porifera; Demospongiae; Haplosclerida; Niphatidae
Product: transcription factor E2F5-like
Exons: 9
Coding region: 67-1056 (329 amino acids)
Biological process (GO): regulation of transcription by RNA polymerase II
Cellular component (GO): RNA polymerase II transcription regulator complex
Molecular function (GO): protein dimerization activity; RNA polymerase II cis-regulatory region sequence-specific DNA binding; DNA-binding transcription factor activity, RNA polymerase II-specific
Source: RefSeq, a predicted model, not a curated record
UGGCGACCACACCCAUCCAGCAAACAUUUGAAAGUCCUCCAUCAUUUUUUCUUCUCUCCCUGUUCAAUGUCUGACUCAGAGGACAGGGCAUCUCCUCCUCCCUUACAAGGAAGACACGAGAAAUCUCUUGGACUCCUAACUUCCAAAUUUGUGGAGCUCCUUCAGACUGCUGAAGGAGGGAUACUGGAUUUGAAAAAAGCUGUAGAUUAUCUUGAAGUAAAGCAGAAAAGACGAAUCUAUGAUAUCACAAAUGUCCUUGAAGGAAUCGGAUUAAUUGAAAAAGAAUCCAAGAACAGCAUCAAGUGGAAGGGAGCAACUGAUUUUGGCGAUACGCUAGAUAUGCAAAUGAAGGUUCAGGGACUAAAGGAGAAGAAGCAAAAGAUGGAGGAGAGUGAGAGCAAACUUGACAAGCAGUGUGCCAAGAUCAAGCAAUGUCUAAAGAAUAUUGUUGAGGAUCCUGGAAGCAAUAGUUUAGCAUUUGUUACUUAUGAAGACAUAAGAAGCAUACCAUGCUUUAAAAAAGCUACAAUGCUGGCAAUUCAAGCACCAUCGGACACAUUGAUCACUGUAGAUACACCAACAACUCACCCAGAUGGACUUUAUUGUAUGCAAAUAAAAAGCAAAAGUGGACCAGUUAGUGUACUUGUAAUAGGAGGGAACGAAGGGACAGCAAACAGAACUAAUAAUAAAAGGCAACACUCAUCACAGUCUGAAGAAGAAGAGAGAGGAAUGGGCGAGGAAUUACCAAUUAAAACACCAAGACUAGAAACAAUGACUAAUGAUACCAUCCCUAUUGAAGAACUUGUAGAAGAUAUGGAUAGACACGAGUCAGUUGGUUUCGAGGAUGAUGGAAUAUUAGGUCUUAGUAAUAAUGAAAUCAUAAGAGAACUAAUAGAGUCACACAGAAAUGCUCCUGUCCUUUCUUUAUCUCCUGCUCCAACUGAUAAAGAUUUUCUCUUUCAUCUUGACGACCAGGAAGGAGUGGCUGAUCUAUAUGAUGUGAACCCUCCUCCUCCUCCCACUUCUAAUUCUAGCUCUACAUCCAGUUCACAUUGAUCACGCUCAUUCUUUUCCUCGUCAUUUUCUUGUUUACACUACACAAAAUAAUCUUUUUCAUCUAUGUUCAAUUUAUUUCAGCAAUUAAAAUUUUAUUAUAUUUAGUUAGUACAAGAAAUUAAUUAAUAUUAAUUUUUAUGAUUUUAAUAACUAGCCUAUCUAGUUGAGAUUAGCCCCACCCAAAAAGAUGUCACUCAAGCUCAAGAGAAAAAGGACCAAGUUUCAUAUUUCUGCACCAAAGCUAAAGUUGAAAGAUAACGAGGGAACGGAUGAAACAACAAUUCCACUUCUGGAGGCCAUUAACACCUCAGUCAAUACCAGUACUGCCUUGACUCCCCCUCCCGUUGCUCCUAUUCCUGAUGAGUUUAUGAACAAGACACCUUUUGUGGGGCUGACUGAUGACACUAGUGAAGGAAGUAAGGUAGAGGACACAUUAAAUGGAGGAAGUGUGAAAAUGAAGAAGAAAGACAAAAGGAAGCAACGACAUGAGAAAUGGAUGAAAAAGAUAAAUGCAUGUUAUAAAGCAAGGGAACUAGCUAAAGCAACAUUGAAAAGAAGGAAGACCCCAGUUGUUGGUGAUCUUCGGCCAUUACUGUCAGCUCUGCCUGACGUUGACUUAGAUACAAACGCUGCAAGAGGAUCUACCACAGCACCAAAG